AUGGGAGAAGUUGUAGGCGAGGAGGUUUUGGAAGCGGAGACUCAUAUAUGGAACCAUAUCUUCAGCUUCAUCAACUUCAUGGCUUUGAAAUGCGUCGUCGAGCUCGACAUUCCUGAUGCCAUCGCCCGCCACGGCCACCGCCCCAUGCCCUUCUCUCACCACGUUUCAGCCCUUAAACUUCACCCCCACAACUCCCAAUACCUUCAUCGCUCAAGGCGUAUACUAGAUCACUAUGGCUUCUUUACCAAAUACAAAAAUGGCAAAGAAGAAGAAGCAUACUCCCUCACCAACUCGUCUCGUCUUCUCUUCAAUCAUAAUCAUUCCUCUCUAUCUCCCUUGUUGCUUUCCCUGCUCGACUCGUUCCUCUUGCAACCAUGGCAGCUUUUAUCCGCUUGGUUCUAUAGCCAUGAUCGAAUCCCGUUUAAGAUGGCUCAUGGAAAGCAGUUCUGGGAGCACACAGCCAGCAAGCCACAAGAUGGGGACACUUUUAAUGCAGCCAUGGCCAAUGAUGUGAGGCUGGUGACAAGUGUUUUGCUCGGACAAUAUAAGAACAUGUUUGUUGGAGUUAAGUCGCUGGUGGAUGUGGGAGGUGGCAUUGGAAUUUUGGCAAGAGUCAUUGCUGAGGCCUUUCUGCAAACACAAUGUGUUGUGCUUGAUCUUCUCCAUGUGCUGACUAACUUGGAAGAAAGCCAUAACCUCAUAUAUCCUGAAGGGGAAAUGUUUCAAAGCAUUCCUUUGCCAAUGUACUUCUAUUGA
Momordica charantia (bitter melon) is the source of this 756-nucleotide messenger RNA. The record is from RefSeq and is a predicted model, not a curated record. Lineage: Eukaryota; Viridiplantae; Streptophyta; Magnoliopsida; Cucurbitales; Cucurbitaceae.